AUGCAAAUUAUGCAACAAAUGCAGCAACAACAGCAAGAGUACGGCGAGAGGAAUGAAAGGAGAAUCGCUAUCCUAACUAAAGACACGGGUAACCUCAGUGUUCGCAUGGAUAAUUUCCAUGAGAUCAUUCGCCAUGUCAGUGUACCCGGAUACGAAGGACUUGGAAGAUCCCGUGGCCGAGCACGUGGACGAGGACAAAAGUAUAGCCCCCGCUGUCCUCUCUUUCUUUUCUCACCUUAUUACAAAACAUUGAGGGUAAUGUCCGAUUUAAGUGUGGAGGAGGAAACUUUAUCAUUUUUUAAUCUUUAUUCCAACUCUAAUGAUGAUGAUGAUAUUAUUUGGAAGUCUAUUAAUGAUGAUGAUGUCCACAUGUCUGGUGGUGAUGCUCACAUGGCUGGUGAUGAUGUACACAUUCCUGGUGAUAAUGUACAUAUGGCUGAGGAGGAAGAGAAUGAUGAUGAUGUUCAAAAAGAUGAUGACAAUGCUGAUGUUACUCAAGAUGUCAAUGACAAUACUAAGGCUGGACCUGAAGCUGCUGCAGGUACAAAUGUUGUUAAUCUUGAUGAUAUGUUUGAUAGUGAUCUAGUUGCUAAUGGGAACCCUAGCAUAGUUAAACGUCUCAUGACAAGGAAGGGAAUAAGGAUAUUGAUCAAAGUCCUCCCAAGAGGAAGGCUAUUCUUAAAAGCACCUCUACUGGCCCUACCAAGAGGGGAGCAAUUCCUAAAAGUACUUCUACAGUCUUGGAGCAAGGUUGUCCCCAAGAAAAAGAAGCCUAAAGUCAUUACUAACUAUGAAUCAGAUGUUGCUGUUGAUGUCCAAGACAUUCCCCUAAGGAAGAAGCCAACAACUAGCAAGCUUGUUGCUAGUGUGCCUGAGAAGAGGUUGGCCUUGGAAAGGGAGUUGGCUCAUAAUGCUCUUGAGUGUAAGGAAAUCAUGGACCUGAUACAUGAAGCUGGGUUUAUGAAGAUUGUUACCCAUUUCUCUAAGUGUUAUGAAAUGCUGGUGAAGGAGUUCAUUGUGAAUCUAUCAGAAGUCUGUGCUGAUAGAAAGUCAAAGGAUUUUAGGAAAGUUUAUGUGAGAGGGAAGUGUGUCACCUUCUCCUCAACUAUUAUAAAAAAUUAUCUGGGAAGGUAUGAUGAAGCUCAACCCGAGAUGGAGGUAUUUGACAACAAGGUGUGUCAAGUGAUCACUGCAAAACAGGUUAAAAGCUGGCUCCUGAAGGGAAAACUAUCUGCAAGCAAGCUCAGCAUAAAGUAUGAUAUGCUGCACAAGAUUGGAGCUGUAAAAUGGGUGCCCACAAACCAAAAAUCAACUAAUGGUAUUGUCCUGGGAAAAUUUAUAUAUGCUGUUGGAACCAAGACAAAAUUUGACUAUGGCUCCUACAUCUUUGAUCAAACCAUGAAGCAUGCAGGAAGUUUCAGUGUGAAAGGCCCUAUUGCCUUCCCAUCUCUUAUUUGUGGUAUCAUAUUGAACCAGUAUCCUAGUAUUUUAAGUGAAAAUGACUCUAUUUGCAAGAGAGAAAGUACCCUGUCUUUUCACUACGAGCUGUUUCAAGGAACUCAUGUUCCCGACAUUGUCAUGACUUCUGCUGAGACAUCCAAGGGAAGCCCAAAUGCAAGCAAAGCUGAAGUAAUUGCAAUGCUUAAAGAAACAUGUCAGGAAUUGGAAACAAGGAAGCUGACCCUUGAGAAGCUAAUCAGCUCUUUGGAAAUGGAUGAGGAUGCUGAAGAACAGGCUGAAGAAGAUGAACAAGAUGGGGUUGGUGAUGAAAGGGAGGCUGGAUCAGAUACCAACCCAGAUGAGGGCACUGAUGAAGAAGCUGAUGGUGAUGGCUCCAGUGGCUCUGAGUCUGAUGACUAG
This is a messenger RNA of Vicia villosa (hairy vetch), 1860 nucleotides long. RefSeq lists its product as uncharacterized. The coding region runs from base 1 to 1860 and encodes 619 amino acids. The record is from RefSeq and is a predicted model, not a curated record. Lineage: Eukaryota; Viridiplantae; Streptophyta; Magnoliopsida; Fabales; Fabaceae. The transcript is spliced from 3 exons.